This is a messenger RNA of Aricia agestis (brown argus), 1921 nucleotides long. Its product is annotated as multiple epidermal growth factor-like domains protein 10. The coding region runs from base 43 to 1839 and encodes 598 amino acids. The record is from RefSeq and is a predicted model, not a curated record. Lineage: Eukaryota; Metazoa; Arthropoda; Insecta; Lepidoptera; Lycaenidae. The transcript is spliced from 14 exons.
CGGUGGUCUAGUGCUAGGCAGUAGAAUCGUUAGUAGUGCAGAAUGUACGCACACGUCGUCUUGUUGUUAGGUGCGGCGCUUGUGCAGGGGUCGGGGGCGGUGUGGCAGUGCGGGGCGGACGCUGAGUGCGGGGCGCUGGCCGGGGGCGUCUGCGCGGGGGGCGCUUGCGUCUGUACCCCCCACCAGGAGCCCGUGUUGGGGGGCACGCUGUGUGUUGACCGUGCACCGUACCACCUGUCCAGCUGCGUGGAGGACCACCAGUGCGCGCGUCUCGUCACCAGAUACCACUGCGCGGUGCAGGAGGACGGCGAGAGCAGCUGCCUCUGUCAGGCCGGCCACCACUACUUCAGCGGGCGGUGCUGGGCGACAGCGGCGUUCGGGGAGGCGUGCACUGCCGACGAGCAGUGUCUGGACACUCCGCGGGACCCUUACAGCCUCAAGUGCGAGGGCACCUGCGUGUGUGCUGACGGGUACUACCAGCGACAGCGGGGGGAGUGCAGGAAGAGAGCAGCAGCUGUGGGUGAGCGGUGCGUGCUGGACCAGGACUGCGACUUCACCGACGGCGCCUGCGACGCCGCCUCCUUCACCUGCUACAACGUCAAUGAUGCCAGCACGCGGACAGUCCAACAGGCAGCGAACGUCACCGAGCACGCCGCCAUCUUGUCCCGCGCGAACAAGAUGGCGCGGCAACAUGGCGGCGCGUGUGACGCCGCCAGCCCCUGUCCCAGCCCCUUCGAGUGCUCGGCCGGCGCUUGCCUGUGCCCCUGGGGGUACUACCCCAGUGCGAACGGUGCCAGCUGCUUAGCUGAGCUGGGUUCCCCGUCCACUGUGGAGCAGUGCGGCGGCCUGCUGGCGGAGGUGGUGGACGGCCGCUGCGUCUGCCCCGCCAACUUCUUCUACGAGGAGAACAUGAGGGAUUGUGUUAAAGUGACGCGUCGUAUCGAGGAGUCGUGCGUGUCGGACGCGAGCUGCCACACGUUCGGCGCCGCGAGCCGCUGCGGCCCGGCGCAGGAGCCGUGGGGCUUCCGCUACUGCGAGUGUGUGCCCGAGGACGCCGUGUGGGACGCCGACCAGUACAUGUGCAGGCUCUUCGCCGGUGUGGGUGAACCGUGCGAGGUGGACGGCGACUGUAUGGCGGGCGAGCUGGAGGUGCAGUGCCGGCGGGACGAGCUGGGUCAGGGCUACUGCGCCUGCCCCGACCACCUCACCGAGCUCGGCGGCCUCUGUCUCACCACCGGCCUGGAGCUGGGCGAGGCCUGCCAGGACACGUUCGAGUGUACGGGCACGGACAACACGGUGUGCGCGGCCGGCGCCUGCACCUGUGCGGAUGGAUACGUGGCCGAUGAUGAUAACAACAUCUGCGCGCCCAUAAUCGGCGGCGCGUGCUCUGUGGACGGUGACUGCGUGAUCGAGCACACGGUGUGCAGCAACACCACCGGCACCCUCACCUGCCAGUGCGACUAUCUGUUCAUUGAGUACGACGACGCUUGCUGGCCUGCUCUGUCGGAGGACAGUCGGUCGUGCGCUGUGUCGGCGCAGUGCGCGGCGGUGCUGGGCGAGGCGAGCGCGUGCGCGGCCGGCGAGUGUGUCUGCAGCGACAACCAUCACGAGCGGGAUGGCCGCUGCUGGCCUAUUACUGAGCUGUUCUCGUCGUGUUCCCGCAGCAGCGAGUGCUACCUGCGCGAGGGCUCGGAGCGCGCCGUCUGCCGGAACGGCCUGUGUCAGUGCGACUUCGCCCACCCCUACUCCGACGACACCGGCACCUGCAUGUCCGGCGUGGCGGCCAUCAGCGGCAGUGUACUGCUGGUGUUGGCGGCGUUGUAUGUGACGAGACAUUGAUAUUGUGAUAUUAAAACUGUAAUUUAUAUUUUAUACUUUUAUAUCUAUUUAUAGUGUAAAUAAAAGCUUAGAUGACGUACUU